AUGGGGCUCGGUGUCUUGGAAGAUACCAAACUUCCGCAUGUGCCUGGUACCGUACUCUUGAACGACGAAGCUGCCCAUGCAGAAGCUCAGACGGCGAACCUCAAGCAUGGGACCGGCAAGAACUCCCAUAUCGUGCUUUCUCCGCAACCAAGCGAUGAUCCGAAUGAUCCACUCAACUGGUCUCUUUUGAAGAAAGAGGCUAUCAUUUGGAUUCUCUGCUUCGGUGCGAUGUUAAACGCGGCAACGAAUGGUCCUUUCUUGAACGCUUCAUACUUUGCCAUUGCCCAGGAAAUCAACACUGAUCUUACGACCACAGUCAUGGUCUCAGGCUACAACAUUCUCGCGGCCGGCUGCGCUGGUCCUUUCGUCUGUGCAUUUAGCCGUAGGUAUGGCAAACGGCCUGUAUUCAUUGUGUCGACUCUCUUCUGCAUCAUCGGAACCGCAAUCGGCGAAGCGAAAAUAAGUUACAAUUACCUCCUCGCGGCUCGAAUUGUGCAGGGUUUCUCGACCAGCGCGUUUGAGUCCCUGAUAGUCGCGGCCGUGGGAGAUCUCUACUGCGUGCACCAGCGAGGGCUACGAAUCUCAACCAUCAACUUCAUCCUGAACUCAGCGUCUAGUUUGGCUUCGAUCAUCUGCGGUCAAGUCUUCAACGACUUGGGUCUCCUCUGGCUUUUCCACCUUUUCCAGAUAUUCCUGGUUGUUCAGUUCGUCCUCAUGUUCCUCUUCGUCCCGGAGACAACAUAUCGUCGCGAAUCGAUGUACGACACUGACAUCGUCAGAGAGGAGACAUUCGAUCAAAUUGAAAAAGCUCAUGAAGAGCACCGUGAGCACGCUAUUGGCGUCAAAGAGCUGAACGAAUCCUCUACAGGCUCCUCGCGCUACCCCCCAAAAAAGACAUUUGUCCAGGAACUCAAGCUCUAUAACGGCAUCUUCUCCCACGACAAUAUUCUCAAGUGGGUCUUCGGUAUGUUCCUGACCCUGCUCAACCCGGCUGGAUGCUACUCCAUCAUUGUCUCGGGUCUCCUCUGUGCUUGGUAUGUCGGCUCAGCUAUCAUCCUCGCGGGCAUCUUUGCGGGCCCACCCUGGUUGUUUGAUCCUGCCCAGAUUGGCUAUAUUGGAGCUGGGCCCUUCAUCGGUGGAAUGAUUGGGUCCAUCAUUGUGGCGCUGACCGGGGAUCGAGUGGUGAAGUGGAUGACCAUUAAGAACAGAGGCACUUAUGAACCUGAAUUCCGACUCGUAUUUAUGCUUCCCUGCGCAGUGUUUUCCGCCUUUGGCAUGUUCUUCUUCGGCUAUACCAUGGCCCACGGCUCCAACGCUGUCCUCUGCGCCUUCUGUCAAGGCCUGAUGAUGGUCGGUGUCCUCAUUGGCGUAUGGUCGACCAUGUCCUAUGGGCUCGACGCCUUCCGUAGCCAGAGCAAUGAAAUGUUCGUGAUGAACAUGUUCUUCAAGAACUUCAUGUUUUAUGGCCUUUCCAAUUUCGCCAACAACUGGGUCGCUGCUAAAGGUCCUGAGGAGAUUAUGUUCACAUUUGGCGGAACCACCUUGGCAAUGUGCAUUCUUGCCAUCCCCGUGUAUAUAUUUGGCAAGAGACUGAGGAGUUGGUGGACCAGACAUGAUCUCUUCGUCUUCUUCGGCAUGCAGGCCAGCGGACCAGAGUCACACAUGGGCUAA
Molecule: messenger RNA, 1671 nt
Organism: Fonsecaea nubica
Lineage: Eukaryota; Fungi; Ascomycota; Eurotiomycetes; Chaetothyriales; Herpotrichiellaceae
Exons: 6
Coding region: 1-1671 (556 amino acids)
Biological process (GO): transmembrane transport
Molecular function (GO): transmembrane transporter activity
Source: RefSeq, a predicted model, not a curated record